AUGGAGUCGGUAGCGUUGGUGGCGCCGGUAACGGCGUUGGAGUUCGCGGGGGACGUGCUGCUGGCGGGCACGGGCCCGGAGGUGGCGGCGUUCCUGCUGAGCGGCGGCGCGGCGGCGGGCAGGCGGAGAGCGCUGCGUGAGGCCACCGUGCGGGGACUGCGGGCCGAGCCGGGCGGGCGCGUGGCGGCGUUCGGCGGCGGCUGGCUGGCGGUGCUGGCCGUGAGGCGAGGCGGGCCGGGCGGCGGGGGACCGCGGCUGGCGGCGUGCGGCGGGGGGGCGGCGCGGCGGCUGGGGGCGCGGGUGUGGGAGGCGCGCUGGGCGGCGGGGGGGCGGCUGGCGCUGGCGCUGGGCGGCGGGACCGUGGCGCUGUACGAGUGGCGCGCCGGCGGCAGCUGGCUGCGGAGCGCGCGGUGCGGCGGGGCCGGGGCGCUGCGCUGCGCCGUGCUGGCGGGGGCGGGCUGGGAGCGGCUGGCGCUGGCGGCGGGCACGGCGGCGGGGACCGUGGCGGUGUGGAGGGCGGCGCAGGCGGAGACGCCGCGGAGGACCCUGCCGGGGCACCGGGGCGCGGUGCUGGCGCUGAGCUACGCGGAGCCGCGGGGGCUGUUGGCUUCCGCCUCCGAGGACCGCGCCGUGCGGCUCUGGGCCGUGGGCGAACUAGGGGGCGGCGGCGAGGCCGUCUGUCUGCUGGUGUGCUACGGGCACGGCUCGCGCGUGGCCGCCGUGGGGCUGCGCGGGCCGCGUCCGGUCAGCGCCGGGGAGGACGGAGCCUGCCUAGAGUGGGACGGCGGCGGCGGCGUGCGGAGCGUCCGGCGCGGGCACCGCGGGGCGUUGCGCGCCCUGGCUCUGCGGCCCGCCGGCGGCUGCCUCGCUACCGGCGGGUCCGACGGGGGAGCGCGGCUGUGGCGGCCGCGGAAGGAGGCUCCGGCGGAAGCGGAGACGCUGGGGGCCCCGGAGCGGCCGCGGGCGGUGCUGCUGGUGGGGCCGCGGCGGGUGCUGGCGCUGGGUGAGGCGGGCGGGCUGGCGGCCUACGAGGCGGCGGCGGGGCGCUGGGUGCCGCUGCUCGGCCCCGCCGCCUCCUGCGGGCCCCGCGGGCUGCUGGCGGCCGCCCCGAUGCCCGGCGGGGCGGAGCCGCUCUGCGCGCUGGGCGGCGGCGACGGGCGGCUGCUCGUGUUCACCCUGAGCGGCCCCGAGCGCCCCGCCAGGCUGAGGCCGUUCGAGGGACCCGUGCUGGGGCUCAGCUGGGCCGCCCGGCCCGGGCCGUCCCUCGGCCCCGCUGCCCUCGUGGUCUCCGGCCCCGGCGGGACCGUGCUCUGGAUGGAUGUUACCUGCAGCCCCGGGCAGGUGCCUGCGGUGCGGCUCAUGGGGCGCUACCGGCUGCCACCCUGCAAGCAGCGCUGGCACACCUGUGCCGCCUUCCUGCCCCAGGGAGGGCUGCUGCUGUGUGGGGACCGCCGCGGCUCCCUGCUCCUCUUCCCCUGUGGCAGCAGCAGCUCUGAUGGCACCGACACAGGUACCCUGGGCAGCAAGGGCACUGCGAGCCAGUCGGAGCCCUCCUGCUUGUUACACAGCGAGGCUGUGCCCAUCGAGAACCCUCUGUCCGUGCUCUUUGGGCUUCAUGGCAAGACAGGGGUCACCUCAGUGACCUGCCGUGGGGACUACAUCUAUAGCACAGGCCGGGACGGCUGCUACCGGCAGCUCUGCCUGCGGGACCAGCAGCUGGAGGUGCUGCAGAAGCACCGGCCCCGCAAAGGGCUGCAGUGGAUUGAGGAGCUGCGUUUCACGCCCAGCGGGGACCUGCUGGUGCUGGGCUUCCACGCCGACAACUUUGUGGUGUGGAGCACAAGGAGCGGGGUGAACCUGCACUGCGUGCCCUGCGGCGGAGGGCACCGCUCCUGGAGCUACCACAGCAGCCCUGAGGCCGAUGCCUUCGCUUUCAUCAAGCGUGGGGACGUGAUGCUGUACCACAGUGAGGCCGAGCCCUGCGAGCAGCGGGUGCUGCUGGCGUCCCUGCAUGGCCGCGAGAUCACCUGCGUGCGGCACCUGGGGGCCGUGCGGGCGCCCGGAUGCCGCCCCAUUGAUGUCUUCAUCACCGGCAGCGAGGACACCACGGCGUGCGUGCUGACACUCAGUGAGCUGACGCGUGCAGCGGUGCCCCUCACCAGGCUCAGCGACCACAUCUCCAGUGUCAGGGCGCUGGCCUUGGCCGGCACUGCACUGCCUAACGGCACCCAGCUCUGCUCCUUGCUGUUCUCAGCCGGCGGCCGCGCACAGAUUGAGUGCUAUCGGCUGCAGUGCGCUGCGGAUCUGGAGGCUGAGGGCAUGGUGAGCUGCCAGGUCACUCACGUGGCCUCCCACCGGCUGGAUGAGCACUGGGACCGCAUGAAGAACAGGCACAAGCUUGUCAAGAUGGACCCGGAGACGAGGUACAUGUCCCUCUCAGUCGUAUGCGGAACCAACAGCAAGCAGCUGCCCGUGCCCUGUACGUUCCUGGUAGCUGCAUGCAGUGAUGGAUCAGUCCGGCUCUUUGUGCUGCUGGAGGCUGCCCAGAAGCUGCUGCUCGUGGCAGAGUCGUUCCACCACCAGCGCUGUGUGCUGAAAGUGGAGGCAUUCCUGCACACGUGGGCAGAGGAGGAGAGGAAGCACUUCCUGUGUAGUGCGGCCACUGACGGCAGCGUUGCCUUCUGGGACAUCACCAGUACCAUCGCAGAUGCAACAGAUGCCCUGCAGCACUCAGAGGGAGAGAUGAAGCCAUUGGCCCUGGCCACCCCGCUGCUCACUGUCGUGGCUCACAGCUGCGGGGUGAACAGCCUGCACAUCCAGGAGCUGCCCAAGGGACAGUUCCUGGUGGCCAGUGGCAGUGAUGAUGGCUCCAUCCACGUCUGCCUGCUGGAGGUGACACAGGACGGUGAUGAGGCCGAACCAGAGACCUGCUUGCGCAUCCUGGAGCGCGUGGCGAGGCCGUGCAGCCAUGCUGCUCACGUGACGGGGAUCAGAGUGCUGCGGCCGGACCUGGUGCUCUCUGCCUCCGUGGACCAGCGGCUGACACUGUGGCGGCUGAGCUGGGACAGCCUGGAGGAGCUGAGCACCACCUUCUUCUACGUGCCCGACCUGGCAGAGCUGGACUGCUGGGAGGUGGCAGAGGCAGGUGGGGAGCGGUGCUGGUAUUGCGUGCUCUGUGGGCAGGGCCUGGAGCUCCUGCGCUGUGCUGCCCUGGACACCCACUGCAAGCUCCAGUCACAGGGUGCUGUCCAGUAAAGGGGU
This is a messenger RNA of Lagopus muta (rock ptarmigan), 3261 nucleotides long. RefSeq names its product WD repeat domain 6 (gene WDR6). The coding region runs from base 1 to 3255 and encodes 1084 amino acids. NCBI's taxonomy places the organism in Eukaryota, Metazoa, Chordata, Aves, Galliformes, Phasianidae. The record is from RefSeq and is a predicted model, not a curated record. Gene Ontology annotation, molecular function: protein binding. The transcript is spliced from 6 exons. Gene Ontology annotation, cellular component: cytoplasm. Gene Ontology annotation, biological process: tRNA methylation.